Messenger RNA from Amorphotheca resinae ATCC 22711, 2427 nucleotides. RefSeq lists its product as hypothetical. The transcript has 2 exons. Gene Ontology annotation, cellular component: nucleus. Bases 1 to 2427 code for a protein of 808 amino acids. NCBI's taxonomy places the organism in Eukaryota, Fungi, Ascomycota, Leotiomycetes, Helotiales, Amorphothecaceae. Gene Ontology annotation, molecular function: exonuclease activity; nucleic acid binding. The record is from RefSeq and is a predicted model, not a curated record.
AUGGCUUCCGGCGACCAUGAUGCGGUUGAUAACCAUCAGCAUCGACCAUCCGACGCCAGCAAGAACAAAAGGAAGCGCAAGGACCGAGAUGAAAGCCCUCCCAAUCAAUUCGGUAUGGCCAAUACGCUACAGCUGCUUCGCCAGCCAGAUCUCCCAGAAUUCAGUCUGACAUCUGCAAGAUCGUCCAGCAAUAAUGGGUCGGGUUCGCCAAAGAAUGAGGAGGAGAAUAAAUCCCAAGAAUGGCAAACCGUAGAGAAUGGACGGCCAACGAAGAAGCCCAAGAAGAUACCCCACAAGGAUUCAAACAAUUAUCCAGCGAUCACAUUCUCGACCAGUUCAAGACUACAAUCGCAGAUAAAGAUCAGUGAUAUACAAACCUUGGUGUUAUACAUAUUGGCAGAUGCUUCAGCGCCACAAUUCGUCUCUGUGCGACAUCGAAAUCAGUUUCGCAAGGUCGUCGUUCUUAUGGUUCCGGGUCUGGAGAAAUCCAUGUUUGAUAUGGUGGCGGCUGAUGGUGAUGUUGAGGGGAAGCUGGGAGAUACGGAGGCCACCCCAAACAAAAAUAAGCCUUCAGGAAAAGAUCGCGGUUAUUCUUCACCAGAUGAUUACUAUCCUGUCAAACUCAUAUCAGACAAGUUGCCCGCUGGAAUGAAGCCAUUUGCAGACAUGUUCGAAGAACUGUGGCCUGUUAAGACACCAGGAGACGACAAGUAUGCAAGGAUGCAUUCCCCAUUACAUGCAAUGCUUACAGCGCCAAUGCCCAAAUCUAAAGAAGAGAAGGAUGCAAAAAAGAACAAGAAGGGCGCGUCGCAAGCCCGAGAACCUGCGGGCUGGCAAAACACGCGGACCCGUAUUACUGAGUUUCUUCAUUCCGCGGAAGAAUUACUUGAGAACGACUACACACUCCACCCUGCUAUAUACGACACUGAUAUCGAAAAGGCUGCCCUUGCGGAACAUAGACUUUCAACGGGUGUCUCACAAAGCCAUGGAUGGGUUGAUACACUGGUCAAGCACUACGAUGAAGGCUCUCCGCCAGAAAGUGAGAUUGAGAGUGGUAGCUUAACUGCUGGGAGAGAUAUUCUAGCCAUGGAUUGCGAGAUGUGCAAAACAGGAGACAACGAAUUUUCUCUCACGCGCAUUAGUCUUGUUAGCUGGGAUGGUACAGUCGUCCUUGAUGAGCUAGUCAAGCCAGACAAUCCCAUCAUUGAUUAUCUGACCAUGUAUUCUGGUAUCACAGAAACAAUGCUUGCGGAAGUCACUACAACAUUGGCAGAUAUCCAGAAAAAGCUGUUAGAAAUUCUCCAUCCCCGUACCAUCCUAAUUGGUCACUCCUUAAACUCCGAUCUCACCGCCCUAAAACUCACCCACCCCUACAUCAUCGAUACAGCCAUCAUCUUCCCUCACCCUCGUGGCCCGCCCCUCAAAUCAUCAUUGAAAUGGCUUGCACAGCGUUACCUGAACCGUGAAAUCCAAAAAGGACACGGUACGAGCGGUCCAGGAGCCGGUCAUGAUUCCAUUGAAGAUGCUCGAACUUGUCUUGAUCUUGUGAAGCAGAAAUGCGAGAAAGGGAAAGACUGGGGAACUAGUGAUGCGCAAGGAGAGAAUUUCUUCAAGCGUAUUGCCAGAACCGGGGUGAAAUACAAGAACCAAGGAGGUUCGGCAAUACCCAGUCCUUUGAAUGGGAAGUCGAGCGCAGCUGUGGACUGGGGUGAUCCAAAGAAAGGAGCCGGAGCGGCCGCCACAUUCUCCAUUGGAUGUAAAAGUGACGAGGAAGUGAUGGAGGGUGUUAUCCGCGCUACGAAGGGUGAUCCUGAUGGAAAGGAGAUUCCUGGAGGUGGUGUCGAUUUUGUAUUUGGCAGAUUGAGGGAGUUAGAAGCGUUGAAGGGCUGGUGGAAUAACAACAAGCUGAUGGCUGCUGAAGAGGCUGCGAAGGAUGAGAAAGCUGAUCCUAAGACGGAGACAGGGGACGCGACAGCAUCUGAGGUACAGGGCGGCGAUGCAAUCGAAGCCACCGCCACUGCCUUAGAAGCAACACUUCCUGUCGUUGCAAUUCCCGAAGAUAUUACCGCUACUGAUCCCGCAACCAGCAACCCUCUCCACGUCUCAUCCACCAACACUCUCCCACCGCCUGUCCUCUCUUCCCUCUCCCCAGACACGACCAUCAGCGAGGCAACGACAUCCCUCGUACGUCGACUAAAGCAAAUCCACGAUGCGCUCCCGCCCUGUACCGCGUUCAUAAUUUAUUCUGGCUCGGGCGACCCGCGCGAAAUGAGUCGCUUGCAAGCCAUGCAGGCGCAAUUCAAGCGCGAGUACAAGAUUAAGAAAUGGGAUCAGCUGAGUGUGAAGUGGACGGAUGUCGAAGAGCAAGCUUUGAAAAAAGCGGUGCGCGAGGCCAGGGAGGGUAUUGCGUUUAUUGGUGUCAAGUAG